Molecule: messenger RNA, 1668 nt
Organism: Dothidotthia symphoricarpi CBS 119687
Lineage: Eukaryota; Fungi; Ascomycota; Dothideomycetes; Pleosporales; Dothidotthiaceae
Exons: 2
Coding region: 1-1668 (555 amino acids)
Biological process (GO): amino acid transmembrane transport
Cellular component (GO): membrane
Molecular function (GO): amino acid transmembrane transporter activity
Source: RefSeq, a predicted model, not a curated record
AUGAAGGGCGAGAAGAAGUAUUCGGGCGAGUUCGUUCGCGACUCGUAUCCAAACGACGAUGUUCAACAUGGGGUUGUAACCGACAACUCCGACGAUUUACAGCGUCAUCUAGGAAAUCGCCAGAUUCAACUGAUUGCUAUUGGCGGUUCCAUCGGUACAGCCUUGUUUGUGAGUAUUGGGGGUGCUCUAAACAAAGGUGGUCCUUUAGGUUUACUGCUCGCCUACUCUGGUUAUUGUGUCAUAAUUGCCUUAGUUAACAACGCCAUGGCUGAGAUGGCUUCCUACAUGCCAGUCUCUGGUGGCUUUAUCCGCAUGGCAGGCCAUUGGGUUGAUGAAGCUCUUGGUUUCACAGCGGGAUGGAACUUCUUCUUUUACGAAGCCUUGCUUAUCCCGUUUGAGAUUACGGCCCUCAAUAUCGUUCUGAAAUUUUGGAGAGAUGAUAUCCCUGUUGCGGCUGUUUGCGCGGCUGUCAUUGUGCUCUAUGCUGCCUGCAAUGUCCUCGCGGUCAAAGCAUAUGGCGAAGCCGAGUUCUGGCUAUCCGGUGGGAAGGUCAUCUUGAUCCUCAUCCUCUAUUGCUUCACCUUCAUUACAAUGGUUGGGGGCAACCCGCAAAAGGACGCAUAUGGCUUCCGUCAUUGGCGUGACCCGGGACCCCUGGGCUCGCUGUACACCGACGGCGGUCUAGGACACUUCGAAGGAUUUCUCGGCGCUCUAUGGGCUGCCUCGUUCUGUAUCGUUGGCCCUGAGUACAUUUCCAUGGUUUCUGGUGAAGCGAAACGCCCUCGCAUCUACAUCAAGAACGCCUUCAAGACUGUGUACUUCCGAUUUGGUGCGUUCUUCAUCCUCGGGGCGUUGUGUGUCGGUAUCGUGUUGGGUUACAACGACCCUGAGCUCGAGAGUGUUUUGAAUGCAGGAGAGAGCAGUGCUGCCGCCUCCCCCUACGUCAUCGCCAUGAAAAAUCUUGGAAUUGGCGGCCUUCCCCACCUUGUCAACGCUCUCCUCAUCACGAGUAUCUUCUCGGCCGGCAACACAUAUACAUACUGUGCUACUCGAAGUUUGUAUUCGCUCGCCAUCGAAGGCCGUGCGCCGAAGCUCCUACGCAAGUGUACCAAAAAUGGAGUCCCGAUCUACUGUUUCCUGGUCACUAUGAUAUUCCCCUUCCUUUCAUUCCUGCAACUGUCGGACAGCGCUGCAAAGGUUUUGAAUUGGUUGAUAAACAUCAUCACAGCAGGAGGCCUCAUCAACUACAUUAUCAUGUGUAUCACCUAUCUCUCCUUUUACAAGGCCUGCAAGGUCCAAGGCCUUGAUCGCAAAACUCUUCCCUACCGCGGUUGGUUCCAGCCUUGGGGCACUUGGGUUGCGCUUAUCUUCGAAAUCGUCGUUGUCUUUGUCUAUGGCUACUCUACGUUCCUACCGGGCAACUUCACUCUGGAUAGCUUCUUCACCUACUAUACCAUGGUUGGUGUAGCCCCCAUUCUAUUUGUCUUCUGGAAGGUUUUCAAGAAGACAAAAUGGGUUUCUGCUCACAAGGUUGACCUUACCUGGGACGCUCCUCUUAUCGAUGCCUAUGAGGCCUCUUUCAUAACACCACCUGUUGGUUUCUGGACCGAGGUUAUCCAACUGGUUGGAAUAAAACGCAACGUCGCCAUUGAUCAAAGAGCUGUAUGA